Abrus precatorius (Indian licorice) is the source of this 1882-nucleotide messenger RNA. RefSeq lists its product as uncharacterized. The record is from RefSeq and is a predicted model, not a curated record. The transcript is spliced from 6 exons. NCBI's taxonomy places the organism in Eukaryota, Viridiplantae, Streptophyta, Magnoliopsida, Fabales, Fabaceae. The coding region runs from base 275 to 1732 and encodes 485 amino acids.
AACGAAUAAUGCGUUUCCACUUCUCUUAGGUUUAUAACGUUAACCGCUGUUCACUUACUCGGUUGAUUCUACACGCACGCCGCCAACUCCAACGUUCCUCCCUCGCGUCCUAGUCUUAUUCCGUUCUGACAGGCAAAGUUUAGCGGCAGCUAAGUUUGUGAAAGACAACCUGAUACCCCUACAUCCAUUCUACAUAAAGAUAUAGAGAAUAAACCAAAAUUCAUUUAAAAAGUUGCACCAAGGAAGGAAAAGGUGCAAUUAAAGGGUGAGUUACAUGGGUCACUGUGAGAAGCCCAUAAUUAAGGUGGAGCCCUUUAUAGAUGAACAAAUUGACACUACAAAAGUCUUUGAGGACAUGGAAGUUGAUAUAGUGAGUUGGACAAAUAAGGGUGAUUUUGCGUCAAACAAAAAUGAGGACCCUGAUGCAACUGAAUAUUCAAGUUCGUUUGCUGACACUACAUCUGAUGCUGAAAACUGUUCUAUAUUGAGUGAUGCUGAGGUGGAGUCAGAAUUCUUGGGUGAUAAUGGCUUGGCAGGGACCUUUGAUACUUCUCGUUCUAUAUUUCCGAUGAGGAAGAGGAAAUUAACCGAUCAUUGGAGGAACUUUAUACGACCUCUUAUGUGGCGAUGCAAAUGGACAGAACUGAGAAUUAAGGAAAUUGACUCACAAGUAUUAAAAUAUAGUAAAGAGCUUGCAGAAUAUGAGAAGAGAAAACAUAUGGAACCUGAUCAAUUUACCUUAGAAGAGUUUGGCUCAAAGUCAUUGCCAUUUUUGACUGAGCAGCGCAGAAGCAAGGCCAAAAAGAGAAGGAAAAGGAAGAAAGUUGAAGACAUGACUGAAAUGGCAUCAUAUACAUCACAUCAUUAUAUUUUCUCCUAUCUUGAGAAUAAGAAGGCUGACCCUGAUGGUUGUUUGGCUGAUGAUUUUGGUAAUCCAGUGAUCACAGAGCCGUAUGCUGAUUCAACAGACAGAUUUGGCAAUGGGGAAGAUCAAUCUUUCUUUGAGUUUAGCGAUGCCGAUGCUUCCUUAGAGCAGCUCCUUUGGACAAUAGACAAUCUACAUUCUAGGGUCCACAAGCUGAAGAGUGAAGUUGAUGCAAUCAUGUCCAAAAAUGCUUCAAAGUUUUCAUCAUCAGAGAAUUUGAGCCUUCUUCUGCAUGGUGAUGUGCGGACUAGCUCUGCUCAAAGUCCUACAAUCUCUGCAGGGAAUGGAGAUACAGCGUCUGUUGGGGCUAUUUAUAAUUCAACUCAACAUGUGGCCGAGUUUGAUUUAGGAGAUUUGGUUAUGCCUGAUAGUGCUGUUUCAAGUUACGGAGAAGUUGCAAUUGUUCCUGAUAUAAUUGAGAGCACUGUGGGCUUAUUGUCUGCUGCUGAUGUCACCCUCCAUCCAGGGUUGGUUGGGGACUCGUGUGAACAUAUGGUAGACAGUGUCUUGAUACAUGAGGUAGCUGAAACAGGAGAGCACACCUUUAGAAGUGCAAGUCACCAUCCCAUGGAGAAGCUUUCGGAUGCCGAGAAAUGUGAAGGGGAAGAAAGUCUGCAUCCAGUUUCUAUCCCCAUGUCAGAUUUUAAUACAGCAGCAAAUAUUGCAGUGUCUCAAGAGCAAUCAACUCUCAAGUCCUGCAUGUACAAAGAUGUGAACAUUCCCAAGAACAAAAGAAAGCGUGGGGAGCGCAAAGCUGGUUCGGGUGGUUGGAGCAAGAAAUGCUCAGGGGAACCUGAAAACCAGUAAGCCUUCUUAAUCUGCAGUGACUAAAGAAUUUGUAGUUCAUUUGACAGAUGUUGUUUUAACUUUGAAGGUCAUAGUGAAUAAGUACUAUUACAGAGUCGUUUGCAGUGAGGAAAUUACUACUUUCAUUCUGACCUCUAGUUUUUAUACUUC